AUGGAAAUCCAAAUGCCAGUUGUGAUUGUAGGUGCUGGGCCUGCUGGGUUAGCAACCUCUGCAUGUCUCAACAAACUUUCAAUCCAAAAUAUUGUACUAGAAAGAGAUGAUUGUCAUUCCUCUCUUUGGAGGAAAAGAACCUAUGAUCGUUUGAAACUUCACUUGGGCAAAGGCUUUUGUAACCUACCUCACAAGCCUUUCUCAUCUGAUCUUCCAUUGUUUAUCCCUAGGGUUGAUUUUCUUCGCUAUUUGGAUGAUUAUGUGACUACUUUUAAGAUCUUCAUCCGCUACAACCGUUUUGUCCAUGAAGCUUCUUUCGAUGUCAACACCGGAAAAUGGAGGGUUUGUGUGAUGGAUAGCGUGAAGAAUGUUGGUGAAGUUUAUGUUGCUGAUUAUUUAGUGGUUGCAUCGGGAGAGAGCUGUGAUGCUUAUAUUCCGAAGAUAACCCGGCUUGAGAAGUUUGAAGGUGAAUAUUUUCAUUGCAACAAGUAUCAGAAUGGAAGGCCUUAUUAUGAUAAGAAUGUGUUGGUUGUUGGUAGCGGAAAUUCAGGUAUGGAGAUUGGUUAUGAUCUCUCUACUUGGGGUGCGAAUACCGCCAUGGUGAUAAGGAGUCCGGUGCAUUUUUUGAUAAAAGAAAUGGUGUACAUUGGAAUGACUAUGCUGAAAUACUUUAGUGUUGAAAAUGUGGACAAGCUUAUGUUCUUUAUGAGCAAAUUGGUGUAUGGAGAUUUGUCCAAGUAUGGCUUGGUUAGACCAAAGGAAGGACCCUUUGCCUUGAAACUGAAGGGUGGUCGUACUCCUACUGUUGAUGUUGGUACCAUCAAACAGAUCAAAGCUGGAAAAAUAAAGGUAUAUUCAGAAAUUUCAAGCAUAAAAAACGGCAAGACCAUUGAAUUUGUAGAUGGAAAAACUGGUGAAUUUGACGUCAUAAUCUUUGCUACCGGAUACAGAACCAAUGUGCACAAGUGGCUCAAGGUGGAUUACAAAGUGCUAUUUAAUGAAAAUGGAAUGCCAAAAGCUGCUUAUCCAAAUCAUUGGAAAGGAGAGAAUGGAGUGUACGGUGUUGGAUUCUCAAGAAGGGGGUUACAAGGCAUUAAUUAUGAUGCUCAGAGAGUUGCAAAGGAUAUCAGUGUCACUAUCAAUGCAAGGAAGAUACAUGCAGCUGAUGAUGAGGCCAAUAUUUUGCUCAAGUCAAGCUAUUAG
Vicia faba (fava bean) is the source of this 1203-nucleotide messenger RNA. The record is from the annotation of a GenBank genome assembly. Lineage: Eukaryota; Viridiplantae; Streptophyta; Magnoliopsida; Fabales; Fabaceae.